Messenger RNA from Argiope bruennichi, 3924 nucleotides. RefSeq lists its product as uncharacterized. The record is from RefSeq and is a predicted model, not a curated record. NCBI's taxonomy places the organism in Eukaryota, Metazoa, Arthropoda, Arachnida, Araneae, Araneidae. Gene Ontology annotation, biological process: DNA integration; proteolysis. Gene Ontology annotation, molecular function: nucleic acid binding; aspartic-type endopeptidase activity. The transcript is spliced from 2 exons. Bases 1 to 3924 code for a protein of 1307 amino acids.
AUGUGUCCUGACUUACAAACAUGUAAAAAGAAAUAUGAUGAUAGAAUUAAGGAGGAGGAUGCACAAAAGGUAUCUUUAGCAAGUACCAGUUUUAAUUAUCCAGAUGAAGUGUAUCUUCAAACUUUAUUAGUGAAUAUCGAAUCUAAUAAAAGGCAGAAAACGGUAAGGGCACUUAUUGACACUGGAUCACAGCGUUCAUACAUAUUAAAAGGAACGGCUGAAGAAAUUGGGUGCCAUUCAAAUGGAACAGAAACUUUGAUUCAUGCUCUUUUUGGAGGAGCCACAACAAAGAGAGAAACCCACAAACGUUAUGAAGUGUCUCUUAGUAGCCUAUAUGGCAAUUAUUCUAGAAGAUUAAACCUUUUGGAACAAUUAAAGAUUUGUGGACCAGUGACCAGUUUGCAGCCUGGACCAUGGAUAGAAGAAAUGAAACAAAAAGGUAUCACUAUCUCUGAUGUUGGAAGAAAAGAUUUGAAAAUAGAAAUCCUUAUUGGAGCAGACGUCGCAGGUGCAUUGUUAACGGGAAAAGUUCACAAAUUAGAAAACGGAUUGGUUGCUGUUGAAUCUUUGCUCGGAUGGACAGUUAUGGGUAGAAUAAAUUAUUACACUUCAGAAAGUAAUGUGUCUAUGCCCUCCCUGAUAACGUCCAUGUUGGUUCACAGUAGCGACAUAGAAAACUUGUGGAAACUAGAGGCAUUGGGAAUUACAGAUUCCAAAGAAAAUAGAAGUGAUAUCGAAUUACAAGAAGCAGUAUGGUAUCAUUUUCACAAGACCCUAAAAAGAUCAGAGGAUAGAUAUGAAAUAUCUUUACCUUGGAUCAAUGAGAAAGACAAAUUACCCAGUAACAGAGAAGUAGCGAAAAAAAGACUAAUUUCCACGACAAAGAAACUCAUGUUGAAAGAUAAAACAGAAGCUUACAAUGCAGUGUUCGAAGAAUGGGUUAAAUCUGGAAUAAUCGAAGAAGUACCAGAAGAGGAGAAAAGUGUGCACAGCCAUUACCUUCCACACAGGCCGAUAUUCAAAGAGAACUCUACAACAUCCAUAAGACCAGUUUUUGACGCUCCGUGUAAGCAGAAGGAGUUUCUUUCCCUUAACGACUGUCUCGCAAAAGGUGAAAACUUAAUUGAAUUAAUACCAAGAUUGCUUCUUGAUUUCAGACGAGGAAAAAUAGGAGUUAUUUCAGAUAUCAAAAAAGCUUUUCUUCAGAUAUCUAUUCAAAAAAAUGAUCGUGAUUUUCUGAGAUUCCUGUGGUGGAAAGACUCUGAACAAAAGGAAAUAAGAGAAUUUCGACACUGCAGAGUAGUUUUUGGAUUAAAAUGCAGCCCAUUUUUAUUAGGUGCAGUGAUUAAUUCUCAUUUGGAUCAGAUUGAUAUUUCUCUAAAAGACACAGCUUCAAAAUUGAAAUCUUCAUUUUAUGUUGAUAACUGUGUCACCUCAGUCAAUUCGAAUGAAGAAGCAGAAGAUUUUAUUACAAAGUCAACUCGAUUGAUGGCAAGUGGUAACUUCGACUUGAGAGGGUGGGAGCAGACAGAGAAGAGCAAUGUGAAAUCGACAAUAAGUGAACCACUAAAAGUUCUUGGUCUUAUGUGGGAUAAGUUUGAAGAUUCACUGUUUUGUGACAUACCUAAUAUCGACUUAGAUGACAUCAUAGUGACAAGACGAAACGUGUUAUCAAUUGCACAGAGAAUCUUCGACCCAAUCGGUUUUAGCUGCCCUUUCACGCUUCGACCAAAGAUAUACUUGCAAAAUAGUUGGGAAACUAAAUUAAGCUGGGAUGCAGAGCUGCCUGAGGAAAUCAAAAGAAAAUUCUUGAAAUGGGUUAAGGAAUUGCCCUUGUUAGCAUCAGUAAAGAUUCCUAGGCAAGUUACUCAGACCGAUGGGCAGUCUUUUAGCCUCCGCACAUUUUCCGAUGCUUCACAGGGAUCUUAUGCGAGUGUAGUAUUUUUAAGAAGCCAAAAAUCAGAUGAAGUCAAAGUGACAUUAUUGCAAGCUAAAGCCAGAGUUGCUCCGUUGAAGAAAAUAAAUAUACCAAGACUUGAAUUGCUUGCUUGUCUUAUUGGAGCGAGAUUGGCUCCAUUCAUUAAGAAGAACCUCAAGAUUGUAAUUUCAAAAGAGUAUUACUGGACCGACUCUUCAACAGCACUCUUCUGGAUAAAGAAUGUAGAAGCUUGGGGAACGUUUGUGAAUAAUAGAGUUUCAGAAAUUAGGAACCUGACAGACUUUAGAAAUUGGCACCAUAUACCUGGUAUACAAAAUCCUGCCGACAUGCCAUCAAGAGGAUGCUCAAUGAAGAAACUUAUUGAAUCCAGAUGGUGGGAGGGACCUCAUUGGCUGGCAUUGUCGGAAGAAGAAUGGCCUCAUUCUGCGCCAAUCGAUGACAAAUUGGAGGCCAACAAAGAAAAACGUAGAGACGUAAUGACGUCAUUAAACCAUGUUGAUGAUUUUUCUUCACGAGUCUUCAACUACUUUUCAAAAUACACGAAAAUACUAAGAAUGAUGGGUUGGAUACACAGAUUUAUAGGAAAUUGCCAGAAGACAAAAGUAGAAAGAGAAGACGGCGAGUUAAAGGUUAAUGAGCUAAAAAUGGCAGAGAAAUCUAUCGUAAAGAUUAUUCAACAUGAUUCAUUUUCUUCAGAAGACAUAAAGAAGCUGAAGUCACUUAGUGUGUUCAAAGAUAAGGAAGACAUUUUACGUGUUAAGACCAGAUUAACUGAAAGAAAGGACCAUCACAAUUUUAUUUUCCCCAUGUUGCUUCCGAAGAAGCAUGCAGUUGUGGAGAAGUUGAUACUUCAUAAACAUCUAUCUUUGUCUCAUGCUGGGAUACAUAUAUUAAUCUCCAAACUUCGAGAAAACUUUUGGAUUAUCAAAAGCAGAUCAACUAUCCGAGGAGCUUUAUCUCGAUGUGUUAGAUGCAGAAGGCAUGAAUCUAAAGGACUGCAGACGGUGCCAACUACUCUGCCCGAAAAUAGAGUUAGAGAUGCUAAGAUUUUCGAAAUUGUGGGAGUAGAUUUAGCCGGCCCACUAGUUUUGAAGAACAAGAGUAAAGCCUGGAUCAUACUUUUCACCUGUGCUGUUUUCAGAGCGGUUCAUUUGGAACUGAUUUUGACCCUCUCUACUCAGGGAUUUUUACUUGGAUUUAGAAGAUUUAUUGCGCGUAGAGGGCGGCCAUCGAUAAUUUACAGCGACAAUGGUAGUAAUUUUGUCGGAUCCAACAAUCUCUUUGAGUCAAUUGAUUGGAAUAUUGUUGGAAGGGAAGCUGCCAUACUUAAGAUAGACUGGAAGUUUAGUCCACCAGCAACACCAUGGUGGGGCGGUUUUUGGGAACGACUUGUGCAAAUGAUUAAGAAACUUUUACGUCGUACCUUGGGCCAAGCGUCUUUAAACUACGAAGAGUUAAUGAGUGUAUUGUGCGACUGCGAAUCAACUGUGAAUUCCAGACCCCUUACAUAUGUGACAGAGGACUCGGACGAUCUCAUUCCUUUGACACCGUCCUUGUUUUUAGGUGAAAUUCCAGAGUUUGGUGUACCUGAUUUGGAUCACCUAGAUCAAAUUGAUUUCAACAAGAGACUUAGACAUCUUCAAAAUGUGCGAGAACUUCUGAGAAGAAGAUUUAGGUUGGAAUAUCUCAGCUUAUUGGUUCAACGUCCAUCAACAAUGUUAAUUUCUAGACAGAUAAAAAUUGGGGAUAUAGUUCUCGUCGAGUGUGACAACAAGCGCAAAGUGCUAUGGCCUCUAGCCAAAGUGACUGAGAUAUAUCCAGGAAACGACGGCAAUGAGAAAGGGAAACAGUUUGUUUCUGCAAAUCUCAACAGCCACAACCUUACCUUCUUAGAUGUGGAUGUGGACGACGAACUACUCAAAUUUUCUCCCUACAAAGCUCAAUUCUCUCCCUACUACUACUCCCUCCUUAUAAGAAUGGAUUAG